This is a messenger RNA of Coffea eugenioides, 1051 nucleotides long. RefSeq lists its product as uncharacterized. Gene Ontology annotation, biological process: regulation of sister chromatid segregation; negative regulation of double-strand break repair via homologous recombination; maintenance of rDNA. Gene Ontology annotation, cellular component: cytosol; nuclear speck. The transcript is spliced from 7 exons. The record is from RefSeq and is a predicted model, not a curated record. NCBI's taxonomy places the organism in Eukaryota, Viridiplantae, Streptophyta, Magnoliopsida, Gentianales, Rubiaceae. The coding region runs from base 434 to 862 and encodes 142 amino acids.
GGCCUCAAAAGAAAGCGGGAUUUUGCAAAUUCGAAGUUCAUAUGUUGCUUAAACCUUGAAAGCUUUUCGAAACCUCCGAAGCUAACAGAAAAAUUCUGAGGAUCAAUUUUCCACUUUUUCUCCAGAGGCUGAUAGUGUAAUACUUGCAUCAGAUGUCCAAAUCUUUCUGCUUCAUUUUCACAUUAGCAGAGAGAUCUUUCUCUUAUAUGAACUUGCUGGGUCCUCUGGUCAGAUCCAAAAUUUAGCCCGACAGUUCCUGGAAUUUUUUGGUUCUUGUUUUACAAAAGGAGAUUUCAGGUAGGUUGAGUUUCUAGCUGCAUUACCCAUUCCAGUAAAGAGCUUACACAUCAUUGAAUCUUUCUUUCUUGCACUCAAGAAGUUCAUGAAGAUGUGAAAUUCUGGAGGGGUGAAUUGUGAAUAUUUACAGACAGCAAUGGACUACAAUCUGGCAGCACUCAAGCUGCUAUGCAUACAUCUAAAGAAGGCCCAGCAAGUGAUUUCUGACUCCCAGUCCUCCUUCAGUCUUGGAGGUAUUCUGUUUCAGCGUGCUUGGAUCCAGGGCAUUUUAGUCUCGGCAGUGCCUUCCUCUUCCUCCACGGCCCCCAGUGAAACUGGCUGCCGCUUCCUCCUUGAUGAUGGCACCGGAAUCAUUGAACUCAUCCUGUCGGGUGAUUUCCGUAACCGCCAUUGGGAAACAGGAAUGUAUGUCAUGGUAGUUGGAGGUUAUUUUAUACAGACAGGUGAUGUACCCAUGAUUAAGGUUCACAAGAUUGUUGAUCUUUCUGCAUUUCCUGAUCGAGAGGCAAUGUGGUAUCUUGAAGUCAUGGAGGCCUUCAAACUUUUCUACCAGCCCUCUAUUUGAAGAGUAACAGAGGGAAAUUAGUCAGAUUGACAUAUUCAUGUUUGUUAAGCGAUACCCGUUGCUUUUUUUCCUUGUCUCAGGGGGAUAUGAUUAUUGAUAUUGUUCUUUGGCUUUAAUAGUGAGCUUUUGUUCUUUGUUUUUCUUUUUUCUUUUUUUGGAAUAUUAAGAGUGGUUGUUAAGUAAAAUUUA